This is a messenger RNA of Cricetulus griseus (Chinese hamster), 2280 nucleotides long. Lineage: Eukaryota; Metazoa; Chordata; Mammalia; Rodentia; Cricetidae. The record is from RefSeq and is a predicted model, not a curated record.
ACAAAUGCACGUUAUACAAAUUGAGGCAAGUGUCAUUGAACUGAGAGUGAUUUACAUGUCUAGGGAGAAGGUAACUUUUAUCAUUUCAAGCCCCAGGCACUGGAACUUUGCAUCUGGUUGGGCUUUUGAAUGAAUCCAGGGUGAGAGUUUCCACGUCUUCGAUCGCAGCGAGGGUUUGCCUGUGGAUUCUCUCUUCCUGUGCCUGCGUCUCAGUGCUCCGGGGCCGUCUGCACAGACCCUCCCCCAACCAGAUGCCGUCCACACCCACACUCAUCUUCAUGACCAUCUUUUGCCUGGUGUCGUUGGCGUCUAUGCUGCAGAAUGGCUUCCUCAUCGUCGUGCUGGUCAGGGAGUGGACUCGGAACCGGGCCCUGUCGGCAGCUGACAUGAUUGUGGUCUCUCUUGCUUCCUCCCGGUUCUGCCUACACGGGCUAGCCAUCCUGAACAACCUCCUGGCCUCCUUUGGUUUCUGUCAGCAAGCAAACCUUCUUGGCAUCCUUUGGGAUUUCACCAACACUUUCAUCUUGUGGCUUACGGCCUGGCUUGCCAUCUUCUACUGUGUGAAGAUCUCCUCCUUCUCCCACCGUGCACUCUUCUGGCUCAAGUGGAGGAUUUCCCAGUUAGUUCCUAGGCUGCUGCUGAGCUCUGUCAUCAUGGGUGGCCUGUCAGCCGUCAUAUCAGCUACUGGGAACAUCUUAGCUCUUCAGAUGAUCGUCUCCCAGGGUUCCCUUGGAAACUGUACUUUUGGUCACAUGACCCUGGACUUCUAUCGGUAUUGUUACUUGUCUCACGCCGUGCUCAUGUGGCUCACUCCUUUCUUCCUGUUCCUGGUGUCCAUACUGUCGCUCAUGUUCUCACUGUACCGGCACAUGGGGAAGAUGAGGGACCAUCGGCCCGGGCCUGGUGAUUUCCGUGUUCAAGCUCAUACCAUGGCUCUGAAAUCCCUUACCUUCUUCUUCAUUUUCUAUAUAUUAUUUUUUCUGUCCCUGAUAAUUUUUGCUACAAAAGUCAAAACCAUGCAGAGUCAUUGGUAUUGGGCCAGAGAAGUCAUCAUCUACAUGAGCAUCUCUUUGAACUCCAUUAUGCUGGUGUUUAGCAACCCCAAGCUGAGAAAGACCCUGAAGAUGAGAUUUUAGGAUGCCCACACUAUCCAAUCAUAAGCUUUGAAGGCCUUGAACCAGAGGUGUCUUUUCUCUCAGAGAGUGACCAGUGUCAGGACUGUGACAAAUGAGCAAAUAUGUAGCCAGAAAUCAGAAGGUUUGGAUACAUUCUCUCUUCCUUCUUUCUUUUCAACUUCUUCCAUGCUCCCUAUUCCCCACUCCCAACUCUCUGUGUUUCCUUUGUCCCCUUCAUUUCUGGUGGUCCCUGGUCUGAGUUCCAGAUCACGCAGGCUUUCUUAGCCAAUAGCCUCAGCCCCUUGUGGGCUCCUGUGGCUCUCUAUGAAAGCAACCUGAAGCCUAUUUUCUGAGACUCGUUUCUGUUUGUACUCCUUAGUGAAAUGAUGUAGCCAUUAUCAGUUGUCUCCAUGGCACAGAUUCCUGCAUGGCACCCAUCUUGUCACCCCCAAAUGUCUCCCUCUGCCACUGCUCUGCUAAGCCCAGCCUCUUUCCAGUUUCCUCUUCUUCCUUUCUCUUCUUGUUUCCUUCUUUCUCUCUCUCUUCCCAGUCUUUACUCCCCCUCAUCAUUUGCACCCUGACUAAAGCUGAUCCCACCAAAAGGUCCUUUUCAGGUUGACCUAGGAGACUGAGGGCAGUAGGAGUCUGUGCUACUGUAGAUCCUGUCCACAACCUCAUAUUCAGUGAGAUGGUACUGUCUGAUGUGAAAAGACGCUUGGACUUUGGCUAAUUGAAGACGGAUGGAAAACAAAGGAAAUCUUCAGAUUUUGUUUUGUUUGGUGUUUGUGCCGGACAUCCAUCCCUGGGCACUGCCCACGCUAGAUGAGGACUUGAAAAUGGAACUAUGUCCUCAUGCCUUGGUGUUUUUGAGAGCUGUUCUCGUGUAACUUGGGCUGCUCACAAUCCUCCUGCCUCAGCUUUCUGAGUGCUUUGAUUAUAGUUAAGGACCAAGCUACAUGGCAAUUGUUAAUUUUGCUAAUUUUACUUUUUCCUGUCUUGCCCAAGGGAUACUUCCUGGAAACUGUUGCUGAGGUUAGCAUUCUCAAGACUAGAAUUUGGAAAAAAUUGGCAUACCAGGAGUGGAAAUAAAAAUGUGACCAUUUCAAUUUCAAUUAGCUUAGUUCCUAUCUAUUUGUACAUUUUUAUGAUGCAUAUAACAAAAUGA